Molecule: messenger RNA, 593 nt
Organism: Drosophila navojoa
Lineage: Eukaryota; Metazoa; Arthropoda; Insecta; Diptera; Drosophilidae
Source: RefSeq, a predicted model, not a curated record
ACCUCUCUCUCUCUCUCUCUCAUUGAAUUGUGAAAUCUUUUGAAAAUCUUUUAACAUUUUUCCAGCAAACAUUCUCGCGCAGCAUCGCCAUUCCGUGUCGUCCGCGAAAGACUUUUACGCUCUAUGUGCUGGAUGUGCCGGAGGAUCUGCCCGUGGAGGAUAUACGGCAUGCCAUGUACAAGUUCGACUCGGUGGUGGAGGUGGUGCGCCUCCACAUCUAUUCCAGCCCGGGUUUGGCCAGCGGCGGCUCCGCCAGCUCCAACCCGGACAAGGUUGAAGGUGAGCAGCUCACAGCCUCUCCGAGCCCGGGCCAAACUCUGCGCCGUGCGGCCAUACGAAGCAGCAGCAGCGCCAAGAGCCUCGUCUCUGGCAUUGUGGGCGAGGCCAUUGAGAAGGCGGAGCGUCCGGAGCGCCGAGAGCUGCCGCCAGCUGUUAUACGUAUAACACUCGCCUCCAUGGACGAGUACAACAUUCUGCUCCAGAACGGACUCAACUUCUACGACGCCACAUUCUUUCCCACCGAGGCCAACAUCUCCCUAAAAGGCGCCAAGAUUGAUUACAAAAGGCGGUAAGACCUAAGCCCCCACUAUCAC